Messenger RNA from Talaromyces marneffei, 1557 nucleotides. RefSeq lists its product as uncharacterized. The transcript is spliced from 3 exons. The coding region runs from base 1 to 1557 and encodes 518 amino acids. The record is from RefSeq and is a predicted model, not a curated record. Gene Ontology annotation, molecular function: succinyl-CoA:3-oxo-acid CoA-transferase activity. NCBI's taxonomy places the organism in Eukaryota, Fungi, Ascomycota, Eurotiomycetes, Eurotiales, Trichocomaceae. Gene Ontology annotation, biological process: ketone body catabolic process.
AUGCCUUCACAAAUCAGAUCUUGCCUGCGCGUCGCAAGGCAAGUCGCCGCUCGACAGCAUAAGCACCAACAAUUCCUUGCCCGGGCAUUCUCAAGCUCCGUCCGACGAUGUGAAAUCAACAAAAUCUUCCCCUCCGCCGAAGAAGCGAUCAAAGACCUCAAAUCCGACUCUACCGUGCUAGCCGGCGGUUUCGGUCUAUGCGGUGUUCCCGAUACACUCAUCAACGCCGUCCGCGCAAACCCACAUAUCACAGGCCUUACUGCAGUUAGCAACAAUGCCGGUGUCGACGGAUCAGGGUUAGGCCUGCUUCUCGCCAGCAAACAGAUCAAGAAGAUGGUUGCCAGCUACGUUGGCGAGAACAAGACCUUUGAGCGCAUGUACCUGAGUGGCGAGAUUGAGCUUGAGUUGACUCCUCAGGGUACAUUGGCCGAACGAUGCCGUGCGGGCGGUGCAGGUAUUCCUGCGUUUUAUACACCAGCUGCCUUUGGCACGGUCGUGCAGACCGGUGAACUGCCCCUCAAACACAACAGUGACGGUACCGUGGCCCUCUACGGAUCGCCGCGAGACGUCAGAGUCUUUGACGGAAAGAGCUACGUCAUGGAGGAAGCCAUCAAGGGCGACUAUGCAUUCGUCAAGGCUUGGAAGGCAGAUAAACUCGGCAACUGCCAAUUCCGCUACGCCGCGGCCAACUUCAACGGUGCCAUGGGCCGAAAUGCCAAAAUGACGAUCGUCGAGGCGGAACAUAUCGUCGAAGUAGGCGAGAUUGAACCCGCUGCUGUCCACCUACCGGGUAUUUAUGUGAAGCGUGUGAUUCAAAGCACAGAAGAAAAAGGAAUCGAGAAACUCACAUUCGCCAAGGAAGAUGGCGACGAUAUGUCCGCCCUCGGCAAGGGCGAUACAGCCAACAAGCGAGAGCGAAUCGUGCGACGCGCCGCGAAGGAAUUCAAGAAUGGCAUGUAUGCGAACUUGGGUAUUGGGAUGCCUAUGUUGGCGCCGAACUUUGUCGACCCGUCUGUGGAGGUUAUGCUGCAGUCCGAGAAUGGUAUUCUCGGAUUAGGGCCGUAUCCCAAGCAGGGUUCUGAGGAUCCGGAUCUUAUUAAUGCUGGAAAAGAGACUGUGACUUUGCUCCCGGGGGCUGCUGUGUUUGGUAGCGAUGAGUCUUUUGGUAUGAUUCGCUCGGGACGGAUUGAUUUGACUAUUCUUGGGGCCAUGCAAGUUAGCGCUAGAGGUGAUCUUGCGAACUGGAUGCUUCCAGGAAAAAUCAAGGGCUUCGGUGGCGCUAUGGACCUCGUCUCCAACCCCGAGGCGACCAAAGUGGUUGUAACAAUGGAGCACACAGACAAAAAGGGCAACCCGAAGAUCUUGAAGCAGUGUGAAUUCCCAUUGACUGGCAAGGCCUGCGUUAGCCGGAUCAUUACAGAAUUGGCUGUCUUUGACGUUGAUUUCGCCGACGGUCUGACGCUGAUUGAGAUUGCUGAUGGUGUCACCGUUGAUGAGGUCAAGGCUAAGACGGGGGCUCCGUUCAAGGUCGCUGAUGACUUGAAACCAAUGUUGUAA